Castor canadensis (American beaver) is the source of this 817-nucleotide messenger RNA. It is a transcript of the gene Mdfi, whose product is annotated as MyoD family inhibitor. Gene Ontology annotation, molecular function: transcription factor binding. Lineage: Eukaryota; Metazoa; Chordata; Mammalia; Rodentia; Castoridae. The record is from RefSeq and is a predicted model, not a curated record. Gene Ontology annotation, cellular component: nucleus.
GCGCAUGGGGCCCCUGGCGCGGUGAUCCCGGCUGGACAAGAGCAGCGCGCAGCUUGCACCAGUCCCGGGCAGAUGUCCCAGGUGAGCGGCCAGCGCCCCUCUCGCUGCGACGCGUCCCAUGGAGCCCCCAGUGCAGCUCCCGACCCAGCCCAGACCCUGCCCCUCCUACCUGAGCUGGAGUUAGAAGCAGGAUGUGCUCACCCUGCCAAAGCAGCAUCAGAGGAGGGCUCCCUGGAGGAAGAGGCACCCCCCAUGUCCCAAGGCAGUGGCCCUGGGGCUCCCCAGGCUCCGGACAGCACUGACCUCGAUGUCCCCACAGAAGCUGUGACAUGCCAGCCUCAAGGAAACCCCUUGGGCUGUACCCCAUUACUGCCAAAUGGCUCUGGUCACCCCUCAGAGCUGGGUGGUGGCAGGCAGGCGGGGAAUGGUGCUCUGGGUGGCCCCAAGUCCCACCGGAAGUUGCAGACACACCCAUCUCUGGCCAGCCAGGGCAGCAAGAAAAGCAAGAGCAGCACUAAAUCGGCCUCCUCCCAGAUCCCGCUCCAGGCGCAGGAAGACUGCUGCGUCCACUGCAUCCUGUCCUGCCUGUUCUGCGAGUUCCUGACGCUCUGCAACAUCGUCCUGGACUGUGCCACCUGUGGCUCCUGCAGCUCCGAGGAUUCGUGCCUCUGCUGCUGCUGUUGUAGCUCCGGCGAGUGUGCAGACUGCGACCUGCCCUGCGACCUAGACUGCGGCAUCCUGGACGCCUGCUGCGAGUCUGCCGACUGCCUGGAGAUCUGCAUGGAGUGCUGUGGCCUCUGCUUCUCCUCCUGAUGCU